UCCGGAAGUCUCGCUUUGAAAGGAUGGCGGGAACAUGGCCGCGAUAUUGGAAGUCCUCUUGAAUCAAGAAGUUACCCCAGAUGCUGUAGUUUCCUGGCUAAAGAACCGCACGGAUCUUAAAAGAAUUCCCAAACAGUUGAAAGAGUAUUCAAAACUUGACCAAGAAUUUGUGCCUUUCUUUCUCAAUUAUCUUCGUGACCAAACCCUCCAUCUCCUUCAGUCCAAUCGUUCUGCCAAUCCAUCGCCAGCUAAAACACCCUCAACUCAAAAACUUAAAAAGACUGUUCACACUCGAAGGGAAGAUGGUGGCAAGAGAGUACAGUUGUUCGGAUCAAGCCCUGGUGAUGGUUUAGAGGAUAUCCGUGACACAUCAUCAUCUGUCUUUUCUCCAAAUGUUUCUAUUGACUCGCCUGGAGUUUGGAAAAAUUUGAACACUCCGUCAUCAGCAGAGAGAUCUGGGCGAGGCAGGGGACAUAGAACCCCUGGAAGUAGGGACCAGCGCCAGUCACCUCACUGUGGCAGUAGACAGUCGAAUGCAACACCAGACAGUCAUGGACAUCGAGCAAAACAAAGGUUUAGUCUGGGAGAAUUUAUUGUCUCACCAGAUGUUGACAUUAAUCAGAAUUCUAAGAAGAACUCUCCCUACUCAGGUGGGCGAAAGGACCACUCAUUUGACAACUCACCUUCUCCGUUACCUGUUAAUGGAGGGAAACGGUCCAGCGGAAAAAAGCGUCAUCCAGCUAAUAGAACAGACUUGACAAAACCAGCACCAGUGUUCAGUCUGAAUAGUGUCAGUGACUUCCCCCCUAUGGGAGGCGAAAUGGAAUAUCCCAUUAGAAAACCUGACCAGAAGGAGGAGUCUGUACUUUGUACACCAUACAUGAAAAAUUCACCAAACUUUGAUGCAACACCAAGAGGUAAUGCUAAGCCAACUGUGAUAACAAAAUCUCGUAGAAUCAGUUUUACUACUUUAAGUGAAGAGAGUACGGACUCCACCCAGAUGCCCUCUCGUCGCAUCAAACCCACGCCAAUCCAGGGCAACAAGGCAUGGCAUCACAACAGGAUGUUCUUGGACUCUGCACAGAACUCAAAGGAAACCCACACACUGGCAGGUGAAUCUGAAGGAGGGACAGAUCGGAGGGGUUCCCUGAUAGAGGAGCGAGAACUAUUGAGACAAGAAAAAGCCAAGAGACUUCAACAAGGAGAUCUGAGUAGACUGUCUGGAUUUUCUUCGCCUGGUGGUCCAAUGACUCCUACGAAGUAUUUAGAGCGGUCAAACUCAGUCCUAGAGAUAGCUGUUGCUGACCCCUCAUUUGUGACACACCAAGACCAGCUUGAUGUCCUGGCAGAACUGUAUUCCUGUUGUCUAAAAGAAAACCUGCUUCCCAACCUGGCUGUGGAAAUUUACUUUGUGGUGCAACUUAUGACAUCUCGGAGUGCUGACACUGAGCUGGUCUCCAGUACUGGCGGGCUGGAUACGAUUGACACCAACUUUUUCUGCUCUGUUCAUAAUGCUGUUUAUUUUGCUGUCAAAGUACUGGAGUCACAAGUCAGUUUCCUGAGGUGCUUAGACCGAUGUACUCUACGGCUCUUGUCAGAAAACCAAAGAAUAGCAAGCUUCUCUGAAACCCUGAUAGACUGGCUGACCCUGGAACAUGAUUCGGGCCCCAAGCCUGUCCCUGCCUUCCCUAAAUCGCCAAUAGGGGGUGUAUCAUUCCAGGCAGAAACGGACAACCGCAAAAAUUUCCCGAAUGACUGCAGUUUCCACCUCUUCAAGAAACAACGAGACACAUUUUACGAGCUGUUGAGAGAGUGGGAAGCUCAUCACAUGAGUUCCGGAUGGUCCGUAGCUGCCUUUCUAGGCGACAAGAUACGAGCGCUCAUAAACUUCAAAACAGAGCUUGCUAACCAUAUCCACUUUGCUCGACUGUUCCAGUCACAGCUUAUAACGAUGUGUAAGGGAGAUGGAAGUCUGAAGCCUGAUGGGGAUGACGAGGGUGAUGCUCUCCUUAGUCAGCUGAAAAGGACGAACCCAGAGAAAUUCAAAAGGCUGCAGGAGCGGUUCAUCAUGCCAUUGAGUGUCGGUGGACCUUGUCCUGCCCCAUCCUUCCCAGGCUGUCAGGAGUUCUUCAGGGAUUUCAUUAUGGCUGCCAGCAGUCCAAUCUUCAACCAACACCUCACAGACACAUUCUCCGCCAAAGUCAUGGAGCUGAAUGAAAUAUCCAUUGCCUCACGAGAGGAGACACCGACUGAACAGGACGCCACUGAUGAUGAAGAGAAGGACCGUUUUGUGUCGUGUCUGAUGACGGUGAGAUUGGUUGCCAAGUUUCUGGGAUUUGUGACUUUCCUGCCAUAUCAGACGGGGUCGAGGAUCUCAGAUGAGCUCAGCGCUAUGUACAUCUCCCUGCGCAGCCAUCAGUCAAUACAAAUUGACCUUGCUAGAUGCCUGAAGACAGCCUUCUUCCUUGGACAACUGACCUUGACUGUUCCAUGGGUGGUGGAGUUCCUGAGUAUGAUGGAUCAGAUAGCCCCCAAUCUAGAACCUAUACAGAUAGCACUGUUUGUUCUACUGUAUAUACACCAGCAGACUUGGGGGAGUGGACAGUUUACCAACACCUGUUAUGCCAACCUUUUAGUCAUAACCACCAUCAGCUGGCUGUUUGAGAAUGCUGUGAUACCAGAAGGAUUUUUCUUCUCCGAGAUCCCUGGUGAAGUUGUCUCCAUGGGAACCUCACUAGACCAUCAAACAGGUGUUUCACUGGACAGGAUGGGAUUUGUGGACCAAAAGUUGUAUUACACCUGCUGUCCUUACAUGGGGGAGAUCCGAACCCUACUGGUUGAGUUUUCUGUGGGUAGCAGCAGUAAGAAUUCAACCAUCAGAAAGAUAACGCCCAUAUCUGCUGACGACCGCUCUCAGCCAUCAAUGACAGAGAGACAAACACAGCUCCACCUGGAAGAGAACUUUUUCCACAACCAUCCUGCGUCACUGAGAAGGACGGUUGAUUUUGUGGCAGAUCGAACAGCCUCUAACUACAUAAAGAGAUUUCGGUCAACUCUACUGGUCUCAUCCAUCAGGGAAAGUAAAACACGACUGUCAGAUCACAUGGAAACUCAGGAAAACUCCUCUCCAACUGCCAAGGCCAAAGACAAACUACAGUCACAAUUACUCAAGAUUUCCCAAGAUUGUGUUCAGCAGGUCAAGGCAACAUCUGCCACAGAAGUAGAAGGUUACUGUGAGAAAAAGAUAGAUGCUGCCCUCACUUUACUUCUACCUGAUGAGCAGUCUCGCACGGUCGUCACCAUGGCAACAAAGAUCUGUCUUCGUAUCACGAUGGAAAAGAUCCAGCAAUGGAUGACCAAACACAUCACAACAGCUAUGUACCAGAGUGAGCUUCAGACUGAAUUGGAGCGCAUCCUUAAAGCCUUCAUGCUGACACAACAGAAGUCUAACGAGGCUGCUGAGGCAGGUCACCCUGGCAGCAAUGUAACCCUGGAAACUGAGGGAUGCACGGACGUUAUUGCUAAGGAACAUGAUCACAGUGUCCCAAGUCCGUCUGAUGUUCUUAUUGAAAUCAAGCAAGUAGUAAGGGGCGUUACUUUUGGACGUGUGGUACCAAGUGAAGUGGAGAUAAAAUCUGUGAUUUCCCAAGUACAAACUGUGAUAAAGAAGAGACAGGAUGUUCUACCCGGAGUGUAUGUCGCCUACGGACAGCUAGUCAUGGACCUGUGCCUCGCUCUUGUGCAGUGUUCUCCAGACCAGUGGUCAAAUAACAAGUUGGAUGUAUUCUUUGUCCUGUGGAGAACAGACCUGGAGAAGUUCACACCACUGCGAGGUUUUCUGUGUCCACGCGUUGUUCUUCAGAUGAACAACUGCAGCAAUCCUAAGUUGACCUGGUCGGUGUAUAGUCGUGUGCUGAUGCGACUAUUAGAGGAGCACCUGUUGUCCUGUGUCCAGCUCAGUAAAAUGUGUCAGAAUACCCUACAGGCCAUACAGGAUGACGUGACCAACCUGGGCUGGUGUAUGUGUGACGUUGUGGAUCACAUCCAUGGUCGGGGCCUGUGUGUGUCGCCUCUGACAGACAUACUUGAUUGGUUACUCCAGCUUGCUGGUCUCGAUUCUUUAUUGGCCAAGCGCAUCACCAGAACAACAAAACUUGUGUGUCAAAACCAGCCUACAGCUAUUGCAGGUCCUGAUGUACAACUGGUGUGUCCAGACCCGAUUAUAGCCCACACGAGUUCUAGUGUAAAACUAGUUUGUCCAGACCAGGCUACAGAACACACAGAUAAAAGUGGACGCCACAAAUUAGAGGAUGUCACAGUGUAUCUACCAAUUGUUCACAUGAAUCAGGGACAUAAUUUGACUUGUAGUAAAAGUGAUACAAGUGAACUGGAUGUUGCUAUUAAGAGGACAGAGGAAAUCACCCUAGCUAAUCAUAGUAGCUUUAUCAGUAACUCGGUAACAUGAAUGUUGGCUUCUACAUAGAACGAACAGUGAGAAUCACAUUUGGAUACAAAUUAUUAAAUUAUUAUUUGGAUUGGAA
Mizuhopecten yessoensis (Yesso scallop) is the source of this 4541-nucleotide messenger RNA. RefSeq names its product codanin-1-like. NCBI's taxonomy places the organism in Eukaryota, Metazoa, Mollusca, Bivalvia, Pectinida, Pectinidae. The record is from RefSeq and is a predicted model, not a curated record. Gene Ontology annotation, cellular component: nucleus. Gene Ontology annotation, biological process: chromatin organization. The coding region runs from base 35 to 4465 and encodes 1476 amino acids. The transcript is spliced from 27 exons.